This is a messenger RNA of Triticum turgidum subsp. durum (durum wheat), 315 nucleotides long. The record is from the annotation of a GenBank genome assembly. Lineage: Eukaryota; Viridiplantae; Streptophyta; Magnoliopsida; Poales; Poaceae.
AUGCGGAAAGUGUAUGAUGCAUUCCUUGCGGAGUUCCCUCUGUGCUUUGGCUAUUGGAAGAAAUAUGCAGAUCAUGAAGGCUGUCUAGAUGGUGUCAAUAAAGUUUUUGAGAUUAUGGUUCCGAAACAUUGUGGGAUGAGUAGUACAUCAAGUAUGAAGAAUCACUUUCAAGCAUGGAGUCAUCUAGCUGUGGUAUACACAAGAAUAUUAGAGCACCCUAUACAACGGCUUGAUUGGUACUUUAAUUGGAAACAAAUGAGACAUUCCCAUUCACAACUGUUUAUGGGAACCCAGACUUUUCGGACCAAUCAAUAA